UGUUUCUUUCUCCUCCACCUCACAUGCUUCCACUCUCUCAAAAGGAGCAAACUUUCAUUUCGUUUGCUUUUCCCGCACUAGCUAGGACAUUUCCCAAAUUUCAACUCUUCUUUCAUUUCAAUUUCCCUUCUUUUCAGUUUUUCUUGUGUGGGUUUCCUUUGAAAUUCAGUCUAAGCAGUGCUCCUUUUAUGCUACUGCUGGACACAUUCAACUCUCAUGGCUCUGCUGCUGCUGUUCUUCAUGCUGUCACUCUCAAUUUCUGCAUCUGGGUCUGGGGAUGCAUUUAUUGGUGUCAACAUUGGUGUAGAUAUAACUGACGUGCCAGGUCCAACAGAGAUUGUUGCUCUUCUGAAGGCUCAAGGUAUCCAACAUGUGAGACUCUAUGAUGCUGACCGAGACUUACUUCGUGCACUUGCCAAGACAGGAAUCCGUGUAACUGUUUCUGUUCCCAAUGACCAGUUACUUGGCAUUGGUCAGUCCAACGCGACUGCAGCAAACUGGGUUAAUCGAAAUGUCAUAGCUCAUAUCCCUGCUACUAACAUCACUGCCAUAUGUGUUGGAUCUGAGGUUCUAACUACUCUCCCAAAUGCAGCCCCUAUUCUAGUCUCUGCCAUAAAUUUCAUUCAUUCUGCUCUUGUUGCGGCUAAUCUAGAUCAGCAAAUUAAAGUCUCUAGUCCGCACUCUUCUUCUAUCAUCCUUGAUUCUUUCCCUCCUUCCCAGGCAUUUUUCAACCGUACAUGGAAUUCAGUCAUGGUUCCCAUGCUUAAAUUUUUGCAAUCAACAGGUUCAUAUCUUAUGCUCAACGUGUAUCCAUAUUAUGAUUACCAGCAGGCCAAUGAUGCAAUCCCACUAGAUUAUGCUUUAUUCCGCCCCCUACCUCCAAAUAAGGAAGCUGUUGAUUCCAACACUCUGCUGCAUUAUACUAAUGUUUUUGAUGCAGUUGUUGAUGCUGCUUAUUUUGCAAUGUCCGAUUUGAACUUCACCGAUAUCCCUAUUGUGGUGACUGAGUCAGGAUGGCCCUCCAAAGGUGAUUCAUCUGAACCUGAUGCAACUGUUGAUAAUGCCAACACUUACAACAGUAACUUGAUCAGACACGUCCUUAACAAUACGGGGACUCCUAAACAUCCUGGAAUUGCAGUUAGCACCUAUAUUUAUGAGCUUUAUAAUGAAGACUUAAGAUCCGGUCCAUUCUCAGAAAAGAACUGGGGGCUAUUUUAUGCCAAUGGAGAACCGGUGUAUACCUUACACUUGACUGGUGCCGGUACUAUUUUUGCAAAUGAUACAACAAACCAAACCUUUUGUGUCGCAAAGAGUAAUGCUGACUCUAAGAUGUUACAGGCAGCACUUGAUUGGGCUUGUGGACCGGGAAAGGUGGAUUGUUCCCCUUUGCUGCAGGGUCAAACAUGUUAUCAACCGGAUAAUGUAGUUUCACAUUCUACGUAUGCUUUCAAUGCAUACUAUCAGAAGAUGGAUAAAUCGCCGGGUAGUUGUGAUUUCAAAGGCGUUGCAUCUAUCACUACCACAGACCCAAGUCACGGUUCUUGUAUAUUUCCUGGAAGUCAUGGGAGAAAGGGAACCCGGAUAAAUGGAACAUCACUGGCACCAUCUAAUUCCACAAGUUCGGGAUACUUGCUACAAUAUAACUCCAACGGUGGAUUUUUCACAAGCUCGUUGGGUCUGAUUGUUCUACUUUUAUGUGCAUUUAUGUAGAGAACUGAAUAUAUAAAUUAAUGGAGGCAUUCUCUUCAACUUUUUUAUGCAAGAUUACAUCGCAACAUACCUUAUUUAGAGUUCCUUCUAAAAAUUAUUUGAGUUGUCCAGUUGAUCAACAUGUAUAUCAGCAAUUGUAAUGAGUUGUCCAUUGAAUUUUGUACAAACAGACAGUAAUUAUUUGAUAUCGUUGCUGUACGCAUUGUUUCUUUUUGAAUAACAAUUUUAUUCUUUGAAUU
Molecule: messenger RNA, 1949 nt
Organism: Vigna umbellata (rice bean)
Lineage: Eukaryota; Viridiplantae; Streptophyta; Magnoliopsida; Fabales; Fabaceae
Product: O-Glycosyl hydrolases family 17 protein
Biological process (GO): carbohydrate metabolic process
Molecular function (GO): hydrolase activity, hydrolyzing O-glycosyl compounds
Source: RefSeq, a predicted model, not a curated record